AUGGCGAUGAUGAUGACUGGCCGUGUGCUGCUGGUGUGUGCCCUCUGCGUGCUGUGGUGCGUUGCCGGCGGUGUUUAUGCGAGGGACGUUGACACCAACGCACUGGGUGGCUGCAUGGCGUCGGGAGUGUUGGGUGAGAAUGGAUCCCACAUGCCUGACGGAUGUAAUAAAACUGCGAUUACGGUGCCUUUGCGGUCAGUACUGCCCAUUACUGCCGUUGAAGCCUCGACUGGAGAAGGUUCUCCUGAUGGUGGUGCUGGCGCUGCCGGGGCUUCUGGUGAUCGUGGUGCUACUGGUGAUACUUCUGGCAGUGGAGGUCCUUCUGCUUCUCCUGCUCCUCCUGCUGCUGCUGCUCCUGGUGGUUCUCCUGGUGGUGGUUCUGGUGGAGGCAGUGGAACUUCUACUGGUGGUACACAGAACAAUUCGAAUUCAAGUGAGAAUCUCGAGUCUGGUGCUUCUGGUGGUGGACCUGCUGCUGGUGGAGGAGGUGGUUCUGGUGGUGGUGGCGGUCGAACUCCUACUGGAGGUCAUGGCACCGGUGGCAUUCCUCCUGCUCCUGCUGCUCCUCCUGCUUCUCCUCCUGCUCCUGCUUCUUCUCCUGCUCCUGCUGCUCCUGGUGUUGAUUCUUCAGCUAGCAGCAGUGGUGGUACAGCGGGGUCCUCAGGCAGUAAUCCAUCUAACACAACAGGGGACUCUUCAACAGGAGAUCAGUCGUCUGCUGCAGCAGAGGCUCACAACUCCUCGCUACCCGAAGGACCGGAAGGAACGACGUCCGGCACUGGACACACACGACAAGAAGAAGAAGAAGAAAAUGAAAAGCAGCAGCAAAGUGAUGAAACACAAGUCCAACAACAUCAACAGCAUGAACACCCCGCGGAAAACGGCGAAGAAUCAGCGAAAGAUAAAAACGCCCUUCGUACAAAUGCCACCGCAAAUACAGGCGACAGUGACGGCAGCACCGCGGUCUCCCACACCACCUCCCCUCUUUUGCCUCUUCUUCUUGUUGCUUGUGCGGCUGCUGCUGCGGUGGUGGCCGCGUGA
Trypanosoma cruzi is the source of this 1041-nucleotide messenger RNA. Its product is annotated as mucin-associated surface protein (MASP), putative. Lineage: Eukaryota; Euglenozoa; Kinetoplastea; Trypanosomatida; Trypanosomatidae. The record is from RefSeq and is a predicted model, not a curated record. The coding region runs from base 1 to 1041 and encodes 346 amino acids. The transcript has a single exon.